Messenger RNA from Didymodactylos carnosus, 1463 nucleotides. Lineage: Eukaryota; Metazoa; Rotifera; Eurotatoria; Philodinida; Philodinidae. The record is from the annotation of a GenBank genome assembly.
AAAAAACACGUACUCAAAUGAGACGCACUCAUAUGCCACCUCCCCACCUCCCGGUAUUUGGCAAAAAAAGUGCCUGUUUAACUAAAUCGGCCUGUCCACGUAACGCGUGAUUCCGUCACGAUUUUUGUUGUUUUGCGAGUCUCUUGGCGUUCGAACAAAAGGAAACGAAGGAAUUGUUUACAUCUAGUCUUGUAGAGAAAAGUGAGCUGAACAAUAUGUGAUAUUUUUCGUUUUCGGAGAAUAUCGUGUUCGUCAAUUACAACAAAAUUUUUACGAGCCCCAAUCAAAAGUCCGCCAAAACGAGGCCGUAAAACUUUUGUUACAUUUGAGAACCACGACCCUCUGCGGAGACAGAAAAUAUCAUAUUUUGUUCAGCUCACUUUUCUCUACAAGAUUAGAUGUAAACAGUCCUUGAGUUUCCUUUUGUUCGAGCACCACGAGAAAACAACAAAAAUCGUGACGGAAUCACGAAAAGACGACCGUUACGUGGACAGGCUGAAAUAAUAUAUUCCGCUCAUUUUGAUUAGAAGGACAAUGUAGUAUAUAGUGUUCAAUUGUCUCAAUCUCUCCAGAUUGGACACUUGGGAAGGUUUCCUCGUCAAUAAUAGAUCUUUGUUGUCUUCUUGUAUUGUUAACUGUCAGAUAAGUUUACGCUGAUUCUACUUGUUAUAUAUAAAUUAUUUUAUGUGAUAUUUUUUUUUCUAUAAUUUUAGUCUAAAUCGAAAUUUAUUUCUCUGUGGCAAUUAUCUGGAUUAACAUUUAAUGAUUUACUAAAACCACAUAUAAUCAAUGAACAACUAUUAGUCGAUUAUGAUUGGUUAUUAAAUUCAGUAACAACACAAUCUUCCACACCGUCAUCUUCAUUAUCAUCCACACAUGAUACCACAUUGACAAUGUCGUCCUUAGAACAACAACAAUCUUCUACAAUCACAAUAGAUAAUCCUCAUUCUGAUCCUCAUCUUGUUAAAUUAUUUCGAUGCGUCAGUGAUCAACAAGUUGCUACAAAUGUACCAGAUCAAGAAAUAAUUCGAUAUAUUUAUGAUAAAAUGGAUUCAUCUGACAAAUAUUAUAUUCGUAACAUUGUAUUAUCAUAUUUGGAAGCAUGUCUAGUAACACGAGAUCCAAAUAAUAAAAAGAUAAAUGACUAUGUGGCCAAAAAACGAAUGGGCAUUUUAAGUUCAAUUAUUCAACAUGAACAAGACAAAGAGAUACAAGCCGUUUAUGCUAUACAAAAUUUUAUAACAAAAUUAGAACAUCCAUCCAAAAUGGCUCGUCUUUUAUUUGAUAUUUUCUACGAUGAAGAAUGUGUAAGUGAAGAUGCCUUUUUGGAAUGGAAACAUCAUCCGGAUCAAUCUGAAAUUAAUGGUCAUUCUGUAUUAACUCUAUCAACAAAAGAUUUUUUUGAUUGGUUAUCACAAGCUGAAACAGAAACAGAACAAGAACAAGAAGAUGAACAAACGUAA